CUUUUAGUCUCAUGAUCUAAUUUAUCCAUGUUUAUCAGUUAUCGCUUCAAAAUCUUGAUAAACGAUAGGCCAACUCCUGUUAUACUGUUUAAACUUUGUCAUCUGUGCAGACUGAAUUUCCUGUAGAUGAAAUUUGAGCUAUUUUUGGAAUCUAUCUUCUAUCUCAGGCCGGUUAAAUGGCCGCAGAACCAGUUAAUGUUAAUGAGUUCCAAAUUCUGGCUAAGCAAGUCCUUCCAAAAAUGCAUUAUGACUUCUACAGCGGGGGAGCAGAAGAUCAGCAUACAUUAAAAGAGAAUGUCCAAGCAUUUAAAAAAAUCACGUUUCGACCUAGAAUUCUUGUUGAUAUCAGUAGAAUAGCAAUGCCUACUACUAUACUGGGCUAUACUAUCUCUGCACCUAUUAUGAUAGCACCGACUGCUAUGCAUAAGCUAGCACAUCCUGAAGGAGAGAUUGCUACUGCUAGAGCAGCUGCUGCGUCCAACACCGUAAUGGUUUUAUCCUUCUCUGCUACCUGCAGUUUGGAGGAGGUUGCUGCUAGUUGCAAUGCUGUUCGUUUCUUUCAAUUAUAUGUAUAUAAAAGACGCGAUAUCGCUGCUAAAUUAGUGCAGAGAGCUGAAAGGAAUGGUUAUAAGGCUAUUGUACUAACAGCUGAUUGUCCAAGACUCGGUCGCAGAGAAGCAGAUAUAAAGAACAAAAUGUUUGUACCACAGCUGAAGAACUUGGAGGGCCUCUUAUCAACUGAAGUUGUAUCUGAAAAAGGUUCAGGCUUAGAAGCUUAUGCCAAUGAAACAUUUGAUGCUUCUUUGUGUUGGAAGGAUGUAGGAUGGUUAAAAUCUAUUACAAACUUGCCAAUUCUGAUCAAGGGUGUACUCACUCCUGAAGAUGCCGUGAAGGCCAUGGAAGUAGGUGUUGCAGGGAUUAUUGUCUCUAAUCAUGGAGCUCGACAGCUAGACUAUUCUCCUGCCACUAUUUCUGCUUUGGAAGAGGUUGUUCAUGCUGUUGGAGGGAAAAUUCCAGUUCUCCUUGAUGGAGGAGUGCGGCGAGGAACUGAUGUAUUCAAGGCAUUGGCACUUGGUGCACAAGCAGUCCUUGUUGGCAGGCCUGUAAUCUAUGGGCUGGCAGUGAAAGGAGAAGAUGGAGUAAGACAAGUCAUGAAAAUGCUCAAGGAUGAACUUGAGCUCGCCAUGGCCCUUUCUGGCUGUCCUAGUUUGAAACAUAUUACUAGGAGCCAUGUAAGAACUGAGCGUGACAGACUCCAAUCUAUGCUCUAAUGCUGCCACAGUUGUAGUAAUCAUUUGGGUUAAGAUUAUUUUUCAUUUGGGUUGUGAUCAUGAUAAGUGGAAAUGGUGAUUGUUGGUUCUGAACCUUGAUGUGUAACAGCAGAAUGAUGAACUGACCAUUCAAUGAAUGUAGCUUUUUACAA
Molecule: messenger RNA, 1423 nt
Organism: Ricinus communis (castor bean)
Lineage: Eukaryota; Viridiplantae; Streptophyta; Magnoliopsida; Malpighiales; Euphorbiaceae
Product: peroxisomal (S)-2-hydroxyacid oxidase GLO4
Exons: 13
Coding region: 177-1271 (364 amino acids)
Molecular function (GO): oxidoreductase activity; FMN binding
Source: RefSeq, a predicted model, not a curated record